GGCUACAUAGCGGUGGCUAACAGUACAGCCCACUCAAUAAGCUGAGUGAUAUAAAAACAAGUGGUGGUUUCUCACAUUUAUUUUUGCAUUGAUUGAAACACAGUUUGACAGGAUAUUGAUGUCAUAUUGUGGAAGCCAAAACGGCGGCCGCCGGAGCAAAUGGGACCAGCCGGGCCCGGGCUCCGGUGGGAUGGGGGAGGCUGAAGCUGCACCUACCGGGGCUCUGGAUGCUGCAGCUGCUGUGGCUGCCAAGAUUAAUGCCAUGCUGGUGGCCAAGGGCAAGCUCAAACCCUCUCAGAUAGGCACCCCGGGACCCCCUGAGAAGCCUGUGAGUAUUGGGAAGCCUCCAGUGCCAACCAAAGCCAAGGAUGACCUGGUGGUAGCUGAGGUUGAGAUCAAUGAUGUCCCAAUCACCUGUAGGAAUCUCCUCACGCGUGGACAAACACAGGAUGAGAUCAGUAAAGUGAGCGGUGCUGCUGUUUCAACCAGAGGGCGUUACAUGACAGCAGAGGAGAAGGGCAAAGCUCUCCCAGGGGAUCGACCUCUGUAUCUGCAUGUACAAGGACAGACUCGAGAGCUUGUUGACAGAGCAGUCAAUAGAAUCAAGGAGAUCAUCACCAAUGGCGUCGUGAAAGCUGCAACUGCUUCGUCAACAUCUGUAUCCUUCUCCCCCAGCGGGGCUUCAGUCACAGUUUACCAGCAACACAACCCGCCUCCACCCUCGCUGCCCCCCAUGACCCACCACAAACCACACUUUCAGUCAGGGAUGCACUAUGUUCAAGAUAAACUCUUUGUGGGCCUGGAGCACGCUAUCCUGGGGUUUGUGGUCAAAGAGCGGGUUGAGGGCCCAGGCUGUUCGUACCUGCAGCACAUUCAGGCUGAGACUGGGGCCAAAGUCUUCCUCAGAGGAAAAGGAUCGGGCUGUUUGGAGCCCGCUUCUGGACGAGAGGCCUUUGAACCCAUGUACAUCUACAUCAGUCACCCUAAACCAGAAGGACUCGCAGCAGCAAAAACAUUGUGUGAAAACCUUCUUCAGACAGUCCAUGCAGAGUAUUCUCGCUUCCUCAAUCAAAUGAGCACCAUGAUGCCAACGCAACAAGGCUUUGCGCAGCCUCCGGUGGUGAAUGGAAUGCUACCACAGCCUCCUUAUUAUCCCCCUGCAGGAUACCAGCCAGGCUACCCCAUGCCUGUACCCCCACCUCAGCCUGUACCUGUACCACCUUAUGCUGUCCCCCCUCUCAUACCUCCCGCAGCACCCACAGGUGUUCUCCCUCAGUAUCACCUCCCCCUUGCCCCAGCACCUGCCCCCACUCCAGCUCCUGCCCCUGCUCCUGUUCCUGCCCCUGCCCCUGCUCCUGUGCCACAGACUCUUCCUCCGGUGCCCUUUCUUCCAUCAGCUGCAGCGCCGCCCAAAGCUCCACCACCUGCUGCUCCAGGCAACCCACAGAAAAGACGCUUCACAGAGGAGGUACCAGACGAAAGGGACAGCGGCCUACUUGGAUACCAGCAUGGACCCAUUCAUAUGACUAAUUUAGGUGCAGGCUUCCCAGUGGGCAGCCCCGAGACUACAGGACCCCCACCACCAAGUUCCUCUGGCCCGCCGAGUGAGAGGGACAGUCGGCAGCUAAUGCCUCCGCCCCUGUUGCCUGUGAAUGGAGUGAGACCCAAGAUGGAGGAGAGAAGGGCACCGCAAGGCCCCGUGGAGUCUUCAGCGAAGAGAAUGAAAACAGGUCUGGUGGCGUACACCGGCGACUCCUCAGAUGAAGAGGAAGACCACUCAACCUCCAAAGCCUCAGGGCCAGGUAACCCUGGGGCAGUUCCCCCCACAUCCACCUCCUCAGGCUGGACACAAGGGUAUCGCUGUCCACCUCCACCACCCCCUCGUGCUAAAACACAGCCACAGCAGAAGUCUAUGCCUUUCUGGAUGGCACCCUAAAACAGGAAAAUCUAAACUCCCUCAGUGCUUUGUGCCCAGUCUUACAGGACGUUCACCCAAACUGAGCCCUUCUUUUUCUAGUACUCAUCACUCAUUCAUCACAUGGAUCCUAACAGCACUGUGUUGUUCCCAGGAUUAUUUUAGUACUCGGGUCCAAAUGGACUUCCUAAUGUUUUGGAAAACUCCUGUUUGUUUUUUUCUGUGCACACAUGAUAGUUUGAAGAUGAACAUUAAAAAGACUGACACUUCAAACAAUUCUGUGGAUGUAUAGAUGGUCAGAUGAGCGAUAAUCUGCCUCCUGUUUUAAUUGGAAUGAUAACCCAAACUUGGAGUGUUUGAAUAUGGCGUCUUUGUAAAAACAAUAUUACAUGGCAUUGAUGUUGUACAUCACCGAUCAAUUUUCAUUUUAUCCCCAAUUUCCUACUUUCUCAUCCCCUUUUCCUUCCCAUGUCUAAGGCAAACAACCGAUCCUUUGCUAUUCUGGUGUUUUUGUACAGAUGAUAUUGGACUAAUAUGUAGUAAACCUAUUACAUUUAUUUCAUGCUUUUAUGAAAUAAAUAAACUUAAUUUAUUGCAGUG
Messenger RNA from Scomber scombrus (Atlantic mackerel), 2515 nucleotides. It is a transcript of the gene khdc4, whose product is annotated as KH domain containing 4, pre-mRNA splicing factor. The coding region runs from base 119 to 1936 and encodes 605 amino acids. The record is from RefSeq and is a predicted model, not a curated record. Lineage: Eukaryota; Metazoa; Chordata; Actinopteri; Scombriformes; Scombridae. The transcript is spliced from 14 exons. Gene Ontology annotation, cellular component: nucleus. Gene Ontology annotation, molecular function: RNA binding.